Cornus florida is the source of this 1285-nucleotide messenger RNA. RefSeq lists its product as uncharacterized. Gene Ontology annotation, cellular component: cytoplasm. The transcript has 7 exons. Gene Ontology annotation, molecular function: protein phosphatase inhibitor activity. Lineage: Eukaryota; Viridiplantae; Streptophyta; Magnoliopsida; Cornales; Cornaceae. The record is from RefSeq and is a predicted model, not a curated record. Bases 132 to 644 code for a protein of 170 amino acids.
UAGUUUUAGAACGCAACCUUUGCGUGGAGACAUUUGGAAGCGGGACUUGCCAUUUGCUCUGGAAUUCGAUACACUUCUUCUCCGGCGAUUCUCCGGUGGUUAAUCAGAUAGAUCUCUUUAAGGUGUGCAAAAUGUCGGUUGCAAAAAGUGACAGUGUUAAGGAGUUAGAUUCUUUGGAUGGUAUUGAGGCAAACAGCGACGGUGAUAAGGAGCUAGAUCAUGUGGACACUAAUGACAAUCAAGCAGAUGCCAAAACUUCUGCGGGAGAUCCAAACCAGUUGGAGAUAAGUGAAGAAAAUCCCGUGCCCUCCCAUCAGCAGGAGGAGAAUGUAAUCAAGAAAAAGUAUGGAGGAAUGUUACCAAAAAAACCACCAUUAAUAUCCAAGGACCAUGAACGUGCUUUCUUUGAUUCUGCAGAUUGGGCAUUGGGAAAGAAGGCCAAAGGACCACUAGAGGCUCUCCGCCCAAAAUUACAGCCCACGCCGCACCAACAACCCCGUGCAAGACGUGAAGCUUAUGCCACGGCAGUCAAUGGUGAAGAGGAUGUUGGUAACGACGAUACUACUCUUGAUGAUCAGACCUGCACAAUGGAUGCAGGAAGUAACAACGCUGCACAUUCCGAUGGUCAGAGCUGUUGCAAGUAGCUUUUAGUGAUCACACUCUUGGUGGCAUUUUCUCAAGCCAGAAGCUUAGCAUGAGACUGUUAGUCCUAAAAUAAGCAAGCAAUAAUGUAUUUAUUGCUAUAUCACUGAACCAUAAAACAACUCCGUAAUAGCAAAUUUGCAUUGAUCAGGUUAUGUCACCAAUGAGCAUUAGCUCAGAUACUAUGGCCUUUCCCUUUGAGGAGGGGGAGAGAUUGAGUGUUUAAACUAUAUUUUGUGCAGUGGAGCCACCUUGGGUCCAGACUGUUCGGUGGGGAAUUUCGAGUUAUUUGGGGCAUGCUUGGUUUGUAACUCUAAACAGUUUUUAGAAAUUCAGAAAAUAGAUAAUAGUUUUUAGAGAACUAUAAAAGAUUGUUCUUUGAAAAAAGUCAUUUUUAUAAAGGUAAAGUGCAAUAAACUCCCCUCAACUAUACCCCAAUAAGCAAAAAAAAAAAAAAAAAGCAAAAAAAACCCCUGAAUUUUUAAAGUAGCAGAAAACCACCCUAUACUUAGUUGUUUGGUUGCAACUUACCUCCAGUGACCCACGGAUCAUUUUUUAAGGUUUGUCUGGCACGUGAUUUGGUAUAUUUGUUUAAAGGACCAUACAGCCCUUGUUGACCACUCAAUAGUCCAAUACCCACCAA